Molecule: messenger RNA, 5418 nt
Organism: Neoarius graeffei (lesser salmon catfish)
Lineage: Eukaryota; Metazoa; Chordata; Actinopteri; Siluriformes; Ariidae
Gene: nod2
Product: nucleotide-binding oligomerization domain containing 2
Exons: 11
Coding region: 786-3734 (982 amino acids)
Biological process (GO): regulation of apoptotic process; response to muramyl dipeptide; positive regulation of canonical NF-kappaB signal transduction
Cellular component (GO): cytosol
Molecular function (GO): protein binding
Source: RefSeq, a predicted model, not a curated record
UAUACUACAGAGAAGUGCAUCAACAACAUCUGUGUACUCGGAUUAUUACUUUAAUAUCGACGGGAUAAAUAAAUAUCAGUGUUUAUUACACUCACUUACCCUACAGGACAUGCUCUAUAACAGCCAUGGAAUGAGGAAGACAGCUCAAGGGAUUACGCUUCACCUGAAGAAAGUAAUUGCCAGAUAAACAGCCUGAUUUCACUGACCUUCAAUAGGCUUAGAACAUAAGCCAGACAUCGUGAGCAGUCAAAAGGAAGAGUGUUAUUUCUUGAUGACAUGGACAUGAUUAUCUUCUGUGUGACUCUUGUCAAGGAAGCUAUGAGAUGCUUUAUUUCUGGUUCACAAUGAAGUAAAUUCUCUAAAUGAAGUCUUCUGAUAUAUUUUUCUUUUGGACCAUCCUAACCUGAAAUACAUUUUUGAGGCUACCAUAUCUACUGGCUGGCAAAUUGAGGACUAUUACUUCUCGCAGUUAUGGACAUAGUUGCCAACUUCCCACUCUGCACAUGGAGCUAAAGAAGCAUUUUUGUGCUGAUAAUAAUUAUCUAAAUUGUCGAAUAAAUUCUUGACCAACCUGAAUUUAAAGACUUUGUGUACUUUAUAUAUCUGAGCUAGGGCUGUGCAGUAUUGUUUGUUAAUCGUGAUGACAACAUUGACUAUUGCAAUAGAGACGCCACAGAAAACUGCGAUGAAUAUUAUUGAGUAAUUUUGUCAGAAGGGUUGUUGUGCAGUUCAGGGAAAUACCUGAUAUGGCUGAAAGCAGCUGAUGCUACUUGUGAAGCUGAGUCAUGUGUGCACAGCAGCUAGUGCUAAGGCAGAGAGCAGAACUGUUGGGGAGACUAUGCUGCGGUGGCACCGCUGAACCUUUGGAUUCUGUGCUCGACCUGCUGCUGUCCUGGGAUGUCCUUGUCUGGGAAGACUACCACAAUGUCCAGGGUCUCACUAUACCCCUCUGCUCCAAAACUAGAGACCUUCUGGACUUGGUGUACAACAAAGGAGAGGAGGCCUGCAGUCUGCUGCUGGCAGCUUUUGAUCAAGUCUUACCUGAGUCCCAGAAAGCUGGACUUUGCUUUGGGAAAGGUAAUUCAGGGCGAACGGACAUAAAAAGGACUCCCAAAAGUGCCACUGAGGCUUUAUUAAUUGAUAGACCAGCACUGGUAAAGAAGAUUCGGGACCAUCUUGAUGGGGUGCUGGAUGCUCUGAUGGACGCUGGUUGCUUUACUUCACAAGACUGUGAUGAGGUGCUGUUACCCGUGUACACAUGUUCACAGAAGGUUAGAAAGCUGUUAGAUCAAGUGAGGUUCAAAGGGGAGAGCGCUGCCAACACUUUGCUGCAGUAUCUUCAGCAAAUAAACAGUAAGCCUCAACCCAAGAAAGAGGAAAAGCAACUCUCGACUGAAUGCCUCCUCUACAAGAAGAAACUUUGCAGCUCUGUUGCUGCUCAGUCACACUUUCUCAGCACAUAUGGUGGAACAGGACGAUUUUCCCUUGAUGAUAUCUAUACUGAUGGCCUCCUAGAAGUGGUGCAAAGUGACAGAGAGGUCGCAGCUCUGGGGUUGCAAGAUGUGGUGGGUCAGCUUGGAACUAUUAAUGAGGAGGCUGAUACAAUCCUUGUUUCUGGGGAAGCAGGUACUGGUAAGAGUACCUUGCUGCAGAGGCUCCACCUGCUGUGGGCUCGAGGAACCUUGUUGACAGAUAUUCUCAUGCUGUUCCCUUUCAGUUGCCGCAAACUGAAUGCUGAGCAGAGGAUGCUCUCGUUAAAAGAGCUCCUGUUCCUGCACUGCUGCUGGCCGGACCGGGGUCAAGAUGAAAUUUUCCAGUUCAUUGUUGACCACCCUCACCAAGUUCUUUUCACCUUUGAUGGGCUUGAUGAGUUUCGGCAAAGCUUCACAGAUGAAGAGCGCCAUUGCUGCCCUACACAGCAAGCACCUGUACACACUUUGCUUUGCAACCUGCUUCAAGGUACCUUAAUGAAAGGGGUAAAGAAGGUGAUAACCAGCAGGCCCCAAGCAGUGGGUCCAUCUCUGAAAUGGUAUCUCCGCAAGGAAGUCCUGGCCAAGGGUUUCUCUCCUGUAGGAAUUGACCACUUUGUAAGGAAACACCACAAUGACACCACUGUAGCUACUCAGGUUGUGGAGUCCCUCAAGGCUAACACAGCCCUACUUGGGCUCUGCCAUAUUCCUGUUUUCUGCUGGAUUGUAUCAAAGUGUUACAAAGAGUUGCUCGGAUGUGGAGAUGGCAGCCCUCAGACGGUCACUGAUGUGUACCUCAUGGUUCUGAAGCAUUUCUUCCAGAAGCAGGUGCCUCAGAAACACAGGACUUUGGGACAGGGAUGGCUGCAGGAACAUCUAGAGAUGGUGAGAAGACUAGGACAGUUGGCACUGGAGGGCUUGGAGACUUCCUGUUAUGUAUUCACUGAGUCAAACUUGCAGAAAUGUAGCAUAACGGAGCAGGACAUUGGUCUUGGAUUCCUUAUACACUGUAAGGACCUCUCAGACUUUUCUGACUGCAAGCAUUUUGAGUUCCUGCACAUUACCAUGCAGUGCUUCUUUGCUGCUCUCUACAUUGUUCUCAACAACAACAACAACUGCUCUGUCAUCCUAAAUCUUUUCCAGUCUCCGUGCCAGCAGCCAACAGUUCUUAAUCACAACUGUCUUGUCUACUGUAUGAAGCCUGUAGUUGAUGAGCGCAAUGUAGCAGAGACGCCAAACCUGCAGAUCACCUCAGAGUUUGUUGCAGGACUUCUGUCCCAGCGCUAUCGCAGUCUCCUCACACAGUCCUGUCCUGCUGCCUUGCUUGAGAAGAAAUCCAACCAAGUCAUGAAGUGUUUGUCAAAGGGUAUACAGAGACAUUUCAAAUCAAUUCCACCACCAGUGAAGGGUGAAAAGAAGAGCAUGCAUGCCAUGCCGAGUUUUGUAUGGCUCAUUAAGUGCAUCUAUGAGAUGCAGGAGAGCAAAAUUGCUCAGGGUGCAGUGGCAAAACUAGAAGUAGAGCACCUCAAGUUAAUAUACUGUAAUAUUGGGCCAGUGGAAUGCACUGCUCUUGCUUAUGUACUCAGGUACCUGCAGAAUCCUGUUGGAAUACAGCUGGACUUCAACUCAGUGGGGGAUGUGGGGUUGGAACAACUCCUGCCAUGUCUUCAUAUCUGCCACUCCCUCUACUUGAGGCACAAUAACAUCUCAGAUGAAGGAAUACGCAAACUUGUUGAGAAGGCAGUGCACUGUGAAUGCUUCAAGAAAGUAGCGCUGUUCAACAACAAACUAACAGACGAAUGCACAAAGUAUUUUGCCUGGCUACUUAAGACAAAGAAGAACUUCCUUGCCUUAAGACUUGGAAACAACAACAUCACAUCACAGGGGGCCGAGCAGCUGGCAGAAGGACUGAGGUACAACACAUCACUGCAGUUUCUCGGGCUGUGGGGAAAUAAGAUUGGAGACAGCGGUGCUGAGGCUUUAGCUGAUGCACUGAAGGACAGCACCACGUUGAUAUGGUUAAGCCUGGCGAAUAACUGUGUCGGCAGCGCAGGAGCGUGUGCUUUAGCAGAGCUUAUUAAGAGGAGCACCACACUUCUGGAGCUCUGGCUGAACCAAAACUCCAUUAGCAGGGAUGGUGUCGACUGUCUAAUCGAGGCUUUGAAAGUGAACUCUACUGUAAAGGAAGUGUGGUUGGGAGGAAACAACCUGAGCGCAGAGGAGGUGAAGGAACUUCGUGAAAAAGAAAGCAGACUCGUCUUCUAAGGACGACGGAAUGAUGUCAGUUAUAUUCUUCAGAUUCUAUGAUUGAUGUGCUGUUUCGACAUUUGAAGCUUAAGCUUAAGAUGUUUGAAGCUUAAUUUUAUUUUUUUAACAUUGAAUGUAAAAAAUGUUUAACCAUCCCAAAAGUGCAUUAAAACAUCUCAUCUCAUUAUCUCUAGCCGCUUUAUCCUGUUCUACAGGGUCGCAGGCAAGCUGGAGCCUAGCAUUAAAACAUCUUAGGGAAAAUAUAUAUUUAUAUACUGGGAAAUACACCACUUGUGAGGAAAUCGAUGAAUUGUUUUGAUAAAUUUGGGGAAUUUUUGUUUGUGGGUGUGUUGAUAUAGUAAAAAGAAAAUCACACGUUGGCUUAAAGAUAUGAAGUUUAUCUUCUCGUGUUGAAAAACUCGCAUUUUUUAUACGAAAUACAUCACGGAUCUGAGUGACAUAUUUAAAUAAUAUUGGCUGGCUUUUUUUCGUGGUCAAAGUCCCCUCUUGCGCCAGGAUCUGGUCUUCCCAGGCAGUCUCCUGUCCCAGUACUACCCAACUCCUUGAGGUGCAUGAGUGCAGUACCGAUCUCUGUUUCCGUAGCCUUUGGCCUCUCACCUAUUAUAUAGCUAGGGUUACAGUGGGGGGCGGGUCCUCUGAUAACCAUGAGAGUUUGACUCCCCACUCACAUCUGUAUUGCAGCGUGCCUUGCCAGAUGGCAGUAGGUACCAUUUUUAUGAUGGUCUUUGGUAUGACCCGACCGCGAGUAGAACGCGUGAUCUCCCGGUCGAGAGGCGGACACACUAACCACUAGGCCAGCUCGUGGUUUUUUUUUUUUGUGGUACAUUCCAUUCAGCUAGCAUGAUAUUGAACGAGUUGAAGAUGAGUAGCUGAAUGGAAUAUAUCUGAUAUACGAUGAAAAAAAAUCCAACUAUUAUUAUUAUUAUUAUUAUUAUUAGUAUACAUUCCUUUCAGGUGUUCAAUGCGUCUUUCUCUUUCAAAAUUCUAUCAAAAUCUUCCGUAUUUAACGAAGCAAACCUGGCGGCCAUGUUUGUUUACAAAUUGUCCCAGUCACUCGCUAGUGUGGAAGUUUUACAUCCCUGAUGUGUGACAUCAUGUUGCCUUGACAACCAUCCAUGCAAUAUUGUAAACCAUAUUCAACGCUUAUUCUCCAUUGGGUAGAGUGACGUAAGAUGCAUAGGAAUGCCACUAGAAAGGAAUAGAACACGUUUUUAUUCCAUUGAAAAAGUGUCCUGGAUGUAUAAUAAUUCCUGAUAUUUCACUCUGAUGAUGUCACUCUGAGUGUUUUCCCGCUGACUAGAUGUGCAUUGUCAAAAUGGCGAACCGGUUCAAAAUUAAAAUUAUUUUGAUUAACUUGCAUAUUUUUUUUUGUGGAUGUGUCCAUAUAAUAUAAAUAACAUUAUAUGGUGGCGCAAAGAAGUUUAUCUUCUCAUGUUAAAAAUAUUUUAUACGUUUACCACUGGUGGCACGGCGGUGUAAUGGUUAGUGCUGUCGGCUCACAGCAAGAAGGUCCGGGUUCGAGCCCUGUGGCCGGCGAGGGCCUUUCUGUGCGGAGUUUGCAUGUUCUCCCCGUGUCCGCGUGGGUUUCCUCCGGGUGCUCUGGUUUCCCCCACAGUCCAAAGACAUGCAGGUUAGGUUAACUGGUGACUCUAAAUUGACCGUAGGUGUGAAUGUGAGUGUG